Messenger RNA from Pectinophora gossypiella (pink bollworm), 4203 nucleotides. RefSeq lists its product as uncharacterized. The record is from RefSeq and is a predicted model, not a curated record. The transcript has a single exon. Lineage: Eukaryota; Metazoa; Arthropoda; Insecta; Lepidoptera; Gelechiidae. Gene Ontology annotation, molecular function: catalytic activity. The coding region runs from base 1220 to 4033 and encodes 937 amino acids.
UAAAUGAGGUGUUAGCUUUCAUAAGUAAUAAAAUUGAAGUCAUGGAUGAGGAGAGUCUCGGCCGUCUGUGUGCUACGGGGUUCUCGGAAAGUGACAUAAAAAUUGCUAAGGAUCUUCUAUUUGACUCCAUAUCGACUACAAAACGGAAGAAGAUAAGGAGGAGGCAGGGGAAGACCCUCAGGGAUAUCGACGAUAUCAUAUGUGUUCUCAAGGAAUUACGUCCUGAGGAAAUCCCAAUUUUCGUCGCUCGAGAGCUUCAUAAAUUACCCCCUGUCACGUUUGAUCACGUCGACGUCACCCGGCUACUUAAAGAUAAUUUAAAGAUGCGAUAUGAUUUAGACUAUAUAACGGAGAAAUAUGUCACCAAUAAGCAAUUAGAGGAAUUAAAGCUGGAUAUUGAGAAUCUAAAGAGAUCGUCUAUUGUUAAUAAUUUCCCUAAUAAAGUUAAUUUUAAACGGGGAGCGUGUCUGGUGGACAGUUUUGAAUACGACAGUGGUCCCGUGGGUUUGCCUCCAGCUCAUGUCGAGCAAGAUGUGUUGGAGGAUCGUCUUCAUUCACCACGAAACACUUGCAGUAACAUCUCUUUAAUAGACGGUAGCAGAGAAAUAAAAUCGCCGGCGGAAAUUGUAAGAAUAUCAACGACCGAUGACGUCGCCGAAACAGCUGAUAGACCGUUAGCAACCGCCGCCACCGGUACGACGAGGAUGAGUCAUGUAUGCACACCGCCUGCGCCCGCGCCGCAUCGACACACGGCCGGCCCGAUCGUGCCAGAACAAAACGAAAUAAAAACGAAAACAUCAGAUGUUUCGCAGUGUGUGGAGACGAAGUCUCAUGAUGGAAGGUGGAAGGUGGUUCAAAAUAGGAAGAGGAACCGUUUUGCGGCUAAUAGGGGUAUUGCCGCGGUCGAAGAAAACACUAACUUUAAAGCUGCCGAUAUUAAGGUCCCUAUUUAUAUUUACAAUGUUUCGAAGGCCACGACAGUGUGUGAUGUCAUUAACUACGUACAGAAAAAAGUCAACAUUGCCGUCACGUUAGUAAAAAUGUCUAUGAAGGUAACGAAGGAUUAUGACGCCUACAAAGUUUUUGUUCCCAAACAAAGCUUGGAAAUGUUUUUAAAAAAUGAUUUCUGGCCGGAAGGGAUCGCAUAUCGACGUUUUGUAGAUUUUGGUGAAAAAAGAAGUGUUAAAGCUGGGCAAACGAGUAAAAAUCUACACAAGUAAUGGCUGGUACAACUAAAAUGAUAAGCUUUAACUGUAAAAAUGUGAUGAGGUCGGUAAACUGUGUGAGAUCGCUGUGUCGCACCGCAGAUAUAGUUGCGCUGCAAGAGACCUGGCUUCUACCACACGACAUCCAGUUUCUGGGGAGCAUCGACGACAACUUCGCGUUCACAGGCAACUCGUCCGUGGACACGUCUGUCGGAGUACUUAGCGGCCGACCGUAUGGUGGAGUUGCUUUAUUAUGGCGGAAGGCGGUGUUUCCUUGUGUCUCGGUGUUAGAAUGUAAGAGUACGCGUCUCGCCGCUAUUAAAAUUACACAAAGUGAUCGUGCGUUUUUGAUUAUUACGGUGUAUAUGCCAUAUGAAAGGGCAGAAAAUUUAAUAGAAUUCACCAAUUGUUUGAGUGAAAUCUACGCCAUUGUUGAGAGUAAUGAUGUGGAAACAGUGUUCGUUCUCGGGGAUUUCAACGCGCAUCCCGGUGAGUCAUUUACCACCGAACUUUUAAACUUUUGUAAUGAACAGUCGUGGUCAUGUAUUGAUAUGGAGUUAUUACCAAGUGAUACCUACACAUUUGUGAGUGACGCGAACGGUAGGCGGCGAUGGUUAGACCACUGUGUGGUGACGGCCGCGGCGCGAGACACUGUGUUGAAAGUAUCUGUUGUUUAUGGUGUCUAUUGGUCUGAUCACACUCCAUUUUUAGUGGAAUGCAAUAUUAAAGCUAUUAAACCUAAAACGGUGCCUUCUUACAAUUCGCUAAAUAAAGUACAAUGGGGUGAGAGAGAUGAUGGUCAGAUAGAUAGGUAUCAUGGGUUUUGUCAUUCAAAACUAAAAGACGUAGAUUUUUCGUCUGAAUUUGUACACUGCGCUAACAAGUCAUGUUCCGAUGGAAGUCAUAAGUUAAUACUUGAUAACAUGUACCACAGUAUUGUUUGUAUUUUAUCGAAGGCUGCAGAAUUAACUUACAAGGGCGCUGAGGGUAACAGACGAUAUAAGUGUGUUCCUGGGUGGAACAAGCAUGUCGGCGGCGCUCAUAGGGAGGCGCGGCAUUGGUAUCAGACAUGGUUAAUGUAUGGUAAACCUAGUUCGGGAUAUUUUCAUAGUAAAAUGUGUGAAUCAAGAAAAACAUUUAAGGCUAAGUUAAAGUACUGCCAAGAUAAUGAAAAACAAAUAAAACUUGAUAUAAUUGCACAACAUCACACUAAAAAGCAGUUUGGAAAGUUUUGGAAAGGUACCAAUAGGUUGAACCCUAAGACGAGUCUUCCUGUGAGCGUGGCUGGUACGAGUGACCCACGCGAUAUCGCAAAUAAGUUUCAGCGUCACUUUCGAGUUCAGUCGCAGGCGUCUCGGGAGCACGUUGCUGAGAGCUGUCAUGAAACGGAGGAACAUGUACGUUUUUCAGCUAAGCAGGUAGCAGGUGUCAUUAAAGGAAUGGUCAGAGGGAAGUCCCCAGGACAUGACAGCCUCAGCAUCGAGCACCUGAAAUACGCAGGAGUACAUCUUCCAAGGGUACUGGCACUCUUCUUUAAUUUAUGUAUCAGUCAUUGCCACCUACCUGACGACUUAAUGUAUACACUAGUCGUACCCAUAAUGAAGAAUAGGACCGGUGAUGCUUCGGACCUAGGAAACUAUAGGCCUAUCUCACUUGCCACUGUAAUAGCGAAAGUACUGGACAGUUUGCUUGACAAACAUUUGGGAGCGCAUAUUGAGCUGCAGGACAAUCAAUUUGGCUUUAGGCCUAGCCUGUCUACGGAAAGUGCGAUCCUGUGUCUCAAGCAAACUGUGCAGUACUACACGGAGAGAAACACGCCAGUUUUUGCCUGCUUCCUAGACCUUUCAAAAGCAUUUGAUUUGGUAUCAUAUGAUGUACUGUGGAAAAAGAUGGUCAACGACACGACCCUGCCUCUGGACAUUGUUUCAAUAUUUAAAUAUUGGUACAGUAAUCAGAGGAAUAGUGUAAGGUGGGCAGGUGUGCAUUCGGACAUGUAUAGGUUGGAGUGCGGGGUGAGGCAGGGGGGGUUGACCUCACCCAAGCUCUUCAACUUGUACAUGAACCGAUUGAUCGAGGAGCUGAACAGCACCAACGUGGGAUGUCACAUCGACGGGGUUUCUGUAAACAAUAUUAGUUAUGCUGACGACAUGGUGCUGUUGAGCCCCUCGAUUGGUGCAUUGCAGCGACUGCUACACAUCUGCGAGGCGUACGCGGAAUCCCACGGGCUCAGAUAUAAUGUUAGCAAAAGUGAAUUUCUAAUAUUCAAAGCUGGGUCUAAAACUUAUUCCACACCGCCAGUCACCUUAUGCGGUACAGAGAUGAAGAAAGUGGAUAUGUUUAAAUAUCUGGGGCAUUGGGUGACCGAUACGUUGAGCGAUAAUGUGGAUAUUGAACGGGAGCGCAGGGCGCUGGCUGUGCGAUGCAAUAUGUUGGCUCGCAGAUUUGCACGUUGUACUAAACAGGUUAAGGUGACGCUUUUUAAAGCGUACUGCCAGUCCUUCUACACGUGCAGUCUGUGGACUGAAUAUACGCGGAGUUCAUACGGCGCCUUGAGAGUUCAAUACAAUAACGCGUUCAGGGUGCUGUUUGGGCUGCCGCGUUUUUGCAGUGCGUCAAAAAUGUUUGCCGAUCACAAUACAGAUUGUUUCUUUGCAAUUAUUAGGAAGAGGUGUGCAUCGCUAUUGAGGCGCUUACGUUCCAGCUCAAACGGCAUUCUGAGCGUGUUGACUGAUAGGUGGGACUCCCCACUGCUGGGCCACUGGAUGCGCUUACAUACUGAAGUGGACUUGCAGAUACCGGUGACCAGGCGGUGGGAACCUGCUUAUUAGUAAUGUGUUGUGUUAAUGUGUACGUUUUCUUGUUGUUUAUAAUUGUCGAGCCGUGUCGUGUGUAAAUGUUAUUUUAUUUUUAUCGUUCUAUUACUAACACUAGAUUAAGUUGUUUAUUGCUUGUUACUAACCACUAUGGAACAUGUCCGAAAUAAACUCUUUUUAUUUUA